Messenger RNA from Indicator indicator, 987 nucleotides. RefSeq names its product translocase of inner mitochondrial membrane 44 (gene TIMM44). The coding region runs from base 1 to 987 and encodes 328 amino acids. The transcript is spliced from 7 exons. Gene Ontology annotation, cellular component: mitochondrial inner membrane. Lineage: Eukaryota; Metazoa; Chordata; Aves; Piciformes; Indicatoridae. The record is from RefSeq and is a predicted model, not a curated record. Gene Ontology annotation, molecular function: protein-folding chaperone binding. Gene Ontology annotation, biological process: protein import into mitochondrial matrix.
AUGGGUCUUACAAAUGAUGCUUUUGUGCAGGCUAGAACCGUACCCGCCCGUCAGGCUUCUGCCCGCAGGCCGAGGCCCUGCGCGCCGGACACCCCCAGAGUCACUCCCCAGAGCCACCCCCCCGGGCCGCCGGAACACCCCCGGCGCUACGGCCCGGCCUGGCCCAGCUCGCCGCAUUUAAGCUCCCGCUGGGGGCGUCCCUGCCGCCGCUGCCGCUUCCCGGGGCCUCCGCAGCCACGUGGCGGCGGGUGGCGCGCAGUGAUGACGUCACGGCGCGGCGCGAAGGUCACGAGCUGUGCUGGGAAGAUGGCGGCGGGGGCCGGCGGCUGCCGGAAAUGUCUCAUCACUGGGAUCUGGCUCAUCUCCAGGAGAUACCCAGGACCCUCACUCCCCAGGGGCACAGUAUAUGGGGUGAGCAGGCCUGGGCUGGAGCUCCACCAGUCCAGAUGCUAUGCUUCAGGAGGAAGGAAAGGUUUCAUCUCAGGCUUUGUGGAGAACAUCAAACAGGAGCUGGCCAAAAACAAGGAGAUGAAAGAAAGCAUCAAAAAGUUCCGGGAUGAGGCUAAAAAGCUGGAGGAGUCUGAUGCCCUCCAGGAAGCAAGGAGGAAAUAUAAAACCAUCGAGUCUGAAACAGUGAAAACCUCAGAGGUGAUCAAAAAGAAAUUUGAGGAAAUCACUGGCACAGUGAAAGAGAGUUUGGAUGAGGUCAGCAGGAGCGACAUCGGCCGCAGGAUAAAGGAGGGGGUGGAAGAAGCAGCCAAGACUGCGAAGCAAUCUGCAGAGUCUGUCAGCAAGGGAGGGGAGAAGCUGGGCAAGACAGCAGCCUUCAGAGCUAUUUCUCAGGGAGUAGAGAGUGUGAAGAAGGAGCUGGAUGAGAGUGUCCUGGGGCAGAGUGCUCCUUACCGGCGGCCCCAGCGGCUCCGCAAGAGGACGGAGUCCUCAGGAGACAGCACGAGGCAGGAGAGGGUCUUUGAGGCCAAUGAGUGA